GUCCACUGACUUCCGUGAUUGGGCGAGCCCGGCAGGCAUUGCGCGGCUGGUUUGAAAUCUCUUCAGUCUCGGAGUGGUCGGCUGUGAGGAGGAAGCUGUUCUCUGGAAUAUUUGCAGAGAUCAACAGACAUGGAUGAGUAUGCAAAAAUCGAAAAAAUUGGAGAGGGUACUUAUGGGGUUGUAUAUAAAGGGCGUCACAAAGCAACUGGUCAGAUUGUUGCAAUGAAGAAAAUCCGUUUAGAAAAUGAAGAGGAAGGAGUUCCAAGCACAGCGAUCAGAGAAAUCUCUCUUCUUAAGGAACUUCAACACCCCAAUAUUGUGUGUCUUUUAGAUGUUCUAAUGCAGGAUUCCAGACUAUAUCUUAUAUUUGAGUUUCUUUCCAUGGAUUUAAAAAAGUAUUUGGACUCCAUCCCUAGCGGCCAGUACUUGGAGGCUAUGCUUGUUAAGAGUUACUUGUAUCAGAUUCUACAGGGCAUUAUAUUUUGUCAUGCCAGAAGAGUCUUGCACAGGGACCUAAAGCCUCAAAAUCUUUUAAUAGACAGCAAAGGUGUCAUAAAACUGGCUGACUUCGGUCUGGCCCGAGCGUUUGGAAUCCCAGUCAGAGUUUACACACAUGAGGUGGUUACCUUGUGGUACAGGGCACCAGAGGUUCUUUUGGGCUCUGUGAGAUAUUCUACACCAGUUGAUGUGUGGAGCAUAGGUACAAUAUUCGCAGAAAUUGCAUCAAAGAAACCGCUCUUCCAUGGAGAUUCUGAGAUAGACCAGCUUUUCCGAAUAUUCAGAGCUUUGGGAACACCCAACAAUGAAGUCUGGCCGGAAGUGGAAUCACUACAAGACUACAAGAAUACAUUUCCAAAAUGGAAAGGUGGCAGCUUGGCCGCUAAUGUGAAAAACAUUGAUAAAGAGGGCCUGGACUUGCUUGCUAAAAUGCUCAUCUAUGACCCAGCAAAAAGAAUUUCUGCCAGAAAAGCCUUACUUCAUCCAUAUUUUGAUGACUUGGAUAAGUCAAGCCUUCCUGCCAACCAGAUAAGGAAUUAAGCUUCUGAUGCUCAUUCAGGACUCUAAAAUGUUAUGAAUCGCCACUGCUGGUUUUUUUUAUUUUUAUUUUUUGUUUGUGUAUUUUUUUAUUUUUUUUUUACAGUGUAUUUAUGUCUGUCUUUUUUUUUUGUUGUCCACCUGCAGCUGCAAUCUUUGUGGUUGUGCACAGUACUUACAUUGUCUUUAACACUUGUAAAUAUUGACCCAAGGAGCUGUGUACAGAUGAGAAAUCAAAUGAUUUAAUAAAGCUCUAUAUUCACAAAUAAAUCUA
Molecule: messenger RNA, 1309 nt
Organism: Rana temporaria (common frog)
Lineage: Eukaryota; Metazoa; Chordata; Amphibia; Anura; Ranidae
Gene: CDK1
Product: cyclin dependent kinase 1
Exons: 8
Coding region: 130-1038 (302 amino acids)
Biological process (GO): G2/M transition of mitotic cell cycle; protein phosphorylation; mitotic G2 DNA damage checkpoint signaling
Cellular component (GO): nucleus
Molecular function (GO): ATP binding; RNA polymerase II CTD heptapeptide repeat kinase activity; cyclin-dependent protein serine/threonine kinase activity
Source: RefSeq, a predicted model, not a curated record